AUUACUCUGUCAAUACUCAAUACCAUUCUCAUCGGUCCAGACCUUGCCGUUUGUAUCAGCAAUUGCAUUGAUUCUAUUCUAGCUUCGCCUUUGCUUGGUUUUUGCGUGGAAGAAUCUUUUGUUACGGUCUCCUGCUUGGAGCCACUGAAUUCGGCUUUUUGUCUUCCAAUAUUCCUCUUCCAUCCUAUAAGCAUUGGUUAGUUCCGUUUUCAAUAAUUUGAUGUUAUUGAAAUCAAUAGGAAGAGUGUUAUACGCUUGAUGAAGCUGAGAUUUCAGUGCUUGGAUUCUCCUUGCUGAUUUAAGAGGAUUGUGUGAUUUCCACCUUGAGAGACAUGAUCUACAUCUCUUGAGAGCUUCAUGGAAAUUUUUGGGUGAUAAGUGAUGACAUUGAGAGUUCUAUGUCUUAGCAAGUUCUUCCUUGAUCUCCUUAUUGAAGCGCCGUCUAUUGUCAUAUCUGAAUAAGGGACAACCAAUUCGCCUUUUUUCACUUGUAUGGAUUAAAAGUGGUCUGUGAUCAGAACCAAUCCAAUCUAAAAGCUAGACGUAGGCCUUGGGAAAUAUAUCUUACCAAUCUGUCGUUGCCACAGCUCUGUUAAUUCUUGACAUUAUCGAGUGCGAAUAGCGCUGACCAGACCAAGUAAACUUUCCUCCCAUGACUUUUAGUUGCAAAUACUCAAAAAAUAAGUCAAAGUUCUUUAGAUACUGUACUUUUGUUUGAAAAUCGCUUAUUCGACGUAUUAGGCCUCAUUUUACAAUCGUCUGUACGACGUCGUUGAGGUCUUCGUUCCUUUCCCUUUAUAAUACCACAGGUCCACAACAAAUGUAACCGCUUCUUUCAAAGUCUCUACUCACUUUCAGUUAAUUCGUUGCUGCUGAAGACAUCACACGGUGGCAAUGGCUUCGAACUCUGAAACUUCCAACGAUGGCUCUAAUGGCGGAGAUCCAACUUCCGAUGAUUUGAUGUUUGAAAUGUCCGAAGACGGUGGCGAUUCAAGCGAAGAACUCCACAAGAACCCGAGCGAAGAAGAUGUAGAGAAUCUUGCUCCGAUUCCUCCUCCUCGACAGAUCCCAGAGUUACUCAUCGCAAGAACCCUCGCACUCGUACCGAGAUGUCAUUACCCGAAGCUAUCUCUCAUCUCCAGAGCCUUCCUUCGCGUCAUCUCUUCGCCGGGACUCUACAGAAGGCGCUCGGUCCUCGGCUUGACCGAACCGGUUCUUUAUGCCUUGAUCGGAUUCCCUUAUAGUUACGAAAGAUUCUCGAGCUGGCACAUCCUCAACUUAAACAUCUCAGAAAGCUUGAGAGAGGUCCCUUCACUUCCUCCUAUGUAUCCUGGAUCUUCUGUGGUCACAUUCGGAUACAAUAUGUAUGUGAUCGGUGGUUUGACCGGGUUGAAUCAACCUGUAUCGACUGUGUUUGUCCUCGACUGUAGAUUCCACACGUGGGACCAUCUCCCAAGUAUGCACAGGGCUCGCUACCGUGCAGCCGCCGGAGUCAUUGACAGAAAGAUUUAUGUCAUCGGAGGUUGCGAGAAGCGUCAUGAUGAUUGGAUCGAAGUGUUCGAUGUUGAUAACGGGGUUUGGAGUACUGUGCCUGAUCCAUCCCACUACAACUCUAAUAUGCCAGGAGGAGGGUUUGUGACAUCUGUGGUGAUGCAGAAUAGGAUUUACAUUUUGGAUGCUCUCCGUGCUUUGGUCUACGAACCAAGACAAGGUACAUGGCAGUCUUGGGAACUUGGAUCAUCUCAGUUGAUGGGUUUUUGGCGCAACCCGUCUUGUGUGAUUGAGGAUCUCCUGUAUAGCUUUGAUGUACUGUGUGUUCUUAAACAUCCAAUAGUGGUAUUUGAUCCAGUUGAAAUGGUUUGGAAUCCUGUGAAGGGUUUAGAUGGUUUGCCUGCUCUCAGAUACUCUGUGUGUCAAAUGGCGAAUGUGGGUGGGAAGCUGAUGGUUUUGGGCACUUCAAACACCACCUAUAAUGAUACUUGGUGCAUAGAGAUCACGUUAGAACGACGUGAAGGAGGUGGGAUUUGGGGGACGGUCGAUUCAAAGGAUAUUGUGCUUAUCUCCGGGACCUCGCCUUCUAUUGAUCUUUCUUGCUCUGUUACGGUUUGAUGAUCUGUGGGAUGGUUUCUUGCAGUUGAAGGUGAAGAAGGGUCUUUUUAAUACAUCUACUGUUGAUUUGAGAGCAAAUUAUGAAGCAAAAAGUGGUGCAGAAGCUGUUUUAUCUGACACCUUAAAGAGUAAUUCGUCUUCCUUUUUAACCUUCGUGCAAGAAUGUGAUCACUCUUAACAGAAUAGGCCUUGUGUAGAGUUGGCCACUCUUUCUCUUUCUACUGAAGU
This is a messenger RNA of Camelina sativa (false flax), 2337 nucleotides long. NCBI's taxonomy places the organism in Eukaryota, Viridiplantae, Streptophyta, Magnoliopsida, Brassicales, Brassicaceae. The record is from RefSeq and is a predicted model, not a curated record.